AUGCUCGGGCUUUGCAUCAGUCGCCAAAGUUACUGUCCGGCCGGGCCGGUUCGUCGGUCGGGCAGACGAGCAAAGCGACCGGUGAUGAGCUGUUGCCAGUCCGAGGGUCGCAGCGGCGGUCAGACCGAGCGAGUAGGGCCGGGCCGGGCCGGGCCGUUCCGGUCGGUUGAGGUGAAUUGUCGCCGUGUCAACGACAAGCCUGUAGACGUACGAGAUACAGUGUUCGGCUGA
Molecule: messenger RNA, 231 nt
Organism: Protopolystoma xenopodis
Lineage: Eukaryota; Metazoa; Platyhelminthes; Monogenea; Polystomatidea; Polystomatidae
Source: the annotation of a GenBank genome assembly